Messenger RNA from Equus quagga, 3193 nucleotides. It is a transcript of the gene ZMYND12, whose product is annotated as zinc finger MYND-type containing 12. Gene Ontology annotation, molecular function: protein binding. NCBI's taxonomy places the organism in Eukaryota, Metazoa, Chordata, Mammalia, Perissodactyla, Equidae. The coding region runs from base 526 to 1437 and encodes 303 amino acids. The record is from RefSeq and is a predicted model, not a curated record. The transcript has 8 exons.
GCCGGCUGCAGCAUGAACGUGAUCUACCCGCUGGCGGUGCCCAAGGGGCGCCGGCUCUGCUGUGAGGUGUGCGACGCCCCGGCCGAACGGGUGUGCACGGCCUGCACGGUCACUUACUACUGGUAGGCCCUGAAAGGUGGCACCUGGGCGCUCAGGUCCCUCGCUCUCUCCCCAUCACAGAUGUGGGCCUGGCUGCCUUGCGUGAGCCGGAAAGGCCCCACCAGGAAACCCUCCAGGCGGCUCCCACACGGGUCCCUGGGACUUCUGUGUACUCGUCUGCCUCCUCUCCCGCUCACUCGCUCGUCACCAGACUUUGUUGAGGGCCUACUGUGUGCUGUGCACUGUUCUACUGGGGGGAGUUCCUGGGGAAAACUCGGUAGACCCUCUCCCUCAAAGAUCUAACAUCUGCGGAAGACGGCUAAGUAAACUAACAAACACAAAACAAGUGGUGUGGUUCAUCAAAGAGCUGACUGGGGCAGCAUCCACGAGAAGAUCUGCCAGCUCCUGAUUCCGCUGCGUACCUCCAUGCCCUUCUACAACUCGGAGGAAGAACGGAAGCACGGGCUGCAGCAGCUGCAGCAGCGGCAGAAGCAUUUGAUUGAGUUCUGCUACACCGUAGCCCAGAAAUAUCUCUUUGAAGGAAAACAUGAAGAUGCUGUCCCAGCAGCUUUGCAUUCUCUUCGCUUCCGCAUGAAUGUGCAUGGCCUGAGUUCAGUGGAGCUUGUGCCUGCUUACCUGCUGUUGGCCGAGGCGAGCCUUGGUCUGGGCCGGAUUGUCCAGGCUGAGGAAUAUCUAUGCCAAGCCCAGUGGACAGUCCUCAAGUCAACUGAAUGCUCUUAUGCCACCCACUCGUUACUGCAUCGGAACCUGGGACUUCUCUAUAUGGCUAAGGAAAACUAUGAGGAAGCCCGUUAUCAUCUGGCUAAUGAUAUUUAUUUUGCCAGUUGUGCAUUUGGAACAGAGGACAUCAGGACCUCAGGAGGCUAUUUCCACCUAGCUAAUAUCUUCUAUGGCCUUAAAAAGUUGGACCGGGCAGACACACUGUACACCAAGGUCUCUGAGAUCUGGAAUAAAUAUUUGAACAAUCACUAUCAAGUCCUCUCGCAGGCUCGCAUCCAACAAAUAGAUUUACUGGGCAAACGAUUUGAGACCGACACUGGCUUGGAUGAAGCCCAGGAAGCAGAAGCCAUUCGGAUCCUGACUUCAAUCUGGAACAUUCGAGAAUCUACCUCUGACACAGCCCCCCAAAAAACUAUCUUUGUUCUGAAAACCCUGGUCAUGCUUUACCACCUGAUGAUGAAUUCUUCAAAGGCACAAGAAUAUGCCAUGAGAGCCCUCGAUCUAGCCAGAGAGCAACAGCUCAGUGACCAGGAACAGAACUCCAUUCAAGACUUACUCAGUCUCAUCUCAGCUGAAGAUGCCCAUCCCGUUACUUAGUGCCCUAUGAGCUCCACGUCAGGGGCUCUUCAUGGAGUUGUUGAACGUCUGCUACAGUCCGGCCUUGCACAACUGCUUCGAGGUGCCUGACUUGCUGAGGUUCCCACCCUCUCCCCCUGCGACUGCACAAAUACCUGUGUUUCUGUUCUUGCACAGCAUACGCGAGGGAAUGGAGAGCUUUAGGCACAGGGAUCAGUAAAACGGUUGGUUACCAUGACCUCUGCACUUGGUUUAUUGUGACUUUGUAUGACUUUGAGUAACGUGCUGUCAGCUCGCUAAUAUGUAUUUGUAAUUAAACUGCAAAUAGUUUAUCAUAUUUCCCAGAAGUUUCCCAGGGAUGCAUGUUUCAUAGAUCUUUGCCAAAGAAGGGGGUAGGGAAUAAAGCUAUAAUUGGAGCAAAGUUUCUCUAUUCUACUGGUAUUGAGUUAACAUUAAUCUGAAGGAGAUUGUGAUUAAAAAGUCCAUUAUAAUUUCUAGAGCAAUCACUAAGAAAAUUACUCUAAAAAAAUAGUUAAAAAUCAACAACGUAAUUAAAAUGGUACACUAGGAAAGAUCCACUCAGUGCAAAAGAAGGCAGUAAAGGAGGAAUAAAGGAACAAGGACAGAAGACAUACAGACAGCAAAAAGCAAAAUGCAGACAUAAAUCAUACGCCUUUGCCGGAGAAGGCCCUGGGCCUUGCAAGGAGCCCCAGCAUGGGCUGGCUGAGACACCAUUCCAGGCUGGUGCCUUUCUUUUCUGAGACAAUGAUUUGAAGCAGAUGUGAGCCAUCUGCACUGUCUAGGGGAGAAGCGCUCUGAAAGGCCCCCCUGUGAUAUAGGGGAUGGAGUGCAGGCCUUGGAGUCAGACGAGCCUGGGUUCAAAUCCCAGCUGUCACUUAAUAGCUUUGUGACCCUGAUCCCCCCAUAAUCUCAUUCAUUAUUGUGUAAAAUGGCCCAUUUGUGGCCAUGGCUGUAUCAGCUUGUCCCAUUGAUGACUCUGGCCAUUCAGAACAUCCUUUUUUUCUCCAGACUCACCGAGCAGCCUGCCCUCUUCUUAGCGUUCUGCUUCCUGGGUAGAUCUGCACCCAGGGAGAGGAUAUGCAAGUCAAGGACCUGUCGGAAAGUUUUAUGUUCCUCUCUGUAAGUUAAUUCACUCUGACACAUAGAAUAAAAAUAUGUCAGAUGGACCACCCUUCAGGUCUAGGUAAAAUCCGCUGGAACCCCAAUUCCAUACCUUGGGCAUUCUUAUGCUUCUCUGAAAUGGCUAUGAAGCCCCAGGGUCUUACUUCUCUACCAGCUGUCUCUUGCUCCAAUUUUCAGCUUCAAUUUCAUCAACACAAUCCUUUCUUGAUUCUCACCCCAACCCCAAAUCUGAGCCAGCUCUUUCAGUAGAUGCUUAACCAAGACUGGAGGGGUGAGGAGAGGAAUCAACCACUCUUCAGCAGAUCAUUCAAAAGAAAAUAUUAGAAUUUCUCUAUUCUAAGAAAGCCCUUCAGAGUUCAUUUCGUUAAACUCUAGCUCUCUUCUUUAAUAUUCAUUGGCCCCUUUCUCCUUUUCCCCCGUCCCUUACCUAUUCUCUUUUCUCUCCACCCCUGAAUUCUUCAUGAAUCCUUCCCCACUGAGUAUAUUUACAAAACUAUUGUUUAAAUUAAAUUACUUAAAUGUAUUCUUCCUGUUGAUUGAUUUUCCUCUUGAAUAUGGGGCAUAAUUGUCUGGUUUUUCAAGUCUAGUAAUUUAAUUUUCAGCCUUUCUGCUUUUCUAAUACUUACAUUUUUUU